AUGUGUUUGCCAAAAUCAGCAGGUGGAUUACAUAUCACCAACUUGAAGACGUGGAAUAGAGCUGCAAUUACCAAAGUUUGCUGGGAGUUAGAACAUAAACAAGACAGAUUGUGGGUGAGGUGGAUACACUCAUAUUAUAUCAAAGGGCAGAGCUCGGCUACUAUUCCUAUUCCCCAACAAGCUAGUUGGAUGGUGAGGAAAGUGAUUGAAGCAAGAGGGAAUCUGAAUCAAGCACAAGCAUUUGCUGCUGGAAACAACAACAUGAGGCAUAUCUACAUCAACAUGCUUGGUGUCUACCCAAAGAUGACAUGGAAACAUUUGAUAUGUAGCAAUGAUGCAAGACCAAAGGCAAUUUUUACAUUAAGGGUUCAACUUCAUGGACACUUGAAUACUGCUGAGAGGCUUAUUAGUUGGGGAAUGAUGGUGGAUUCAAUUUGUACCUUGUGCCAGACACAUCAUGAAACAAAGGAGCAUUUAUUUGUUGAUUGUGUCUUUGGCAAGAGUCUAUGGGCAAGGCUUAUGCAGUGGUUGAAAUGGGUCACGCGGCCUGCACACUCCUGGCCACAGAGGCCACACUGGAUUCUGAAACAGACAGGGGAAAUCAGCUCGCGCUCAGGUCCUGAAAAUGAUAUAUACAGAAUGGACACAUGCCGUUUGGACUGA
This is a messenger RNA of Lycium ferocissimum, 663 nucleotides long. RefSeq lists its product as uncharacterized. The transcript has a single exon. The record is from RefSeq and is a predicted model, not a curated record. The coding region runs from base 1 to 663 and encodes 220 amino acids. Lineage: Eukaryota; Viridiplantae; Streptophyta; Magnoliopsida; Solanales; Solanaceae.